AUGAGUGAUCAGCCAAACCAGAAGAUUGAUCUCGCACAAGUUGUUCCCAAUGCCGUGGGCAUGCUAGCAUUUGAUGAAAAUGAUAAUGUAAUUGAGGCCUCCGGUUUGGGUAAGGAUAGAGUUACUGAUAUUGCGCAAUUAAAACUGGUGGAACUUGAUAGUGAGGGCUUUGGACUCCUACAAGUAGAGAACGUUCAAAUUAUAAUUUUGAAGCAAGAAGGCAAAAUGAUUGCCGUUUACACAUAUAUUAAACCUUAA
Molecule: messenger RNA, 258 nt
Organism: Lachancea fermentati
Lineage: Eukaryota; Fungi; Ascomycota; Saccharomycetes; Saccharomycetales; Saccharomycetaceae
Source: the annotation of a GenBank genome assembly